Molecule: messenger RNA, 888 nt
Organism: Paraphaeosphaeria sporulosa
Lineage: Eukaryota; Fungi; Ascomycota; Dothideomycetes; Pleosporales; Didymosphaeriaceae
Product: beta-lactamase/transpeptidase-like protein
Exons: 6
Coding region: 1-888 (295 amino acids)
Source: RefSeq, a predicted model, not a curated record
AUGGACCCCCGAAUUAAAUCAGCCCUCGCCCGCUCGAUCGAGCUCGGCGAAUUCAAAAUUGACGUCUCCGCCUAUCAUCGAGACAAGAAGAUCGUUGACGCCUAUGUCGGAGAAGUAGACAAGGAUAAAAGCUCACCAGUGACGAGAAACACUACUUUCCCCAUAUUUUCUUUUACAAGAGGCGUCACUGUUCUCGCAGUGCGUAUCCAGGCCGAUCGCGGACUGAUCGAUGUCCAAGAACCCAUCGCAAAUUAUUGGCCGGAGUUUGAGGUAGAUGGGAAGGAGGAGGUCACUGUAGAAAUGGCGCUAUCGCACAGAGCUGGUAUCCCUCAGAUGCCCCAGGAUAUGGUAGAAAGAAUCGCCGAAUUCAAACCCUUUUUCACACCUGGCAUAGCGAAUGCGCACCAGGUCCUUGACCGAUCCACACAUCGACUGUUGGACAUCUUUGUACGGGAGGAGAUUUGCGAGCUUUUGAGUAUCGAGGACUUCUACCUUGGCGUACCUGACGAAGAGCUUUACCGUGCAGCAGGCCAUGGACCCGGCUCUGGGGCAAUAGCAGACGCUAGGUCUGUUGCACGAAUUUUACCGCUCAUUACAAACGAGCGUGCUGAGGGCUUGACUAGGCCGAGAACGAAUGCUGACGACCCGGACCAGAUUUUGCCAAUUCCUAUUAGCCAACCGAAUGCAUCAGACCCGCUCGUGAGUAACCACCACGAUAUUGUUUACAGUCCUAGAUCUGGCGGCUCACUUGCGUUCGCCGAUAUUCUGGACAACCUUGCAGUAGCGAUCUGUCACAACGACAUGGAUAGUGUGCUAGUGCUUGAGCCCGAACGGAUAUUUGCACCCAUUAUGAAGGAAAUCAGGGAGACGGUAGCUGACCGAGUGUGA